Funneliformis mosseae is the source of this 258-nucleotide messenger RNA. Lineage: Eukaryota; Fungi; Glomeromycota; Glomeromycetes; Glomerales; Glomeraceae. The record is from the annotation of a GenBank genome assembly.
AUGACAAAAUCACAAAUCAUUGGAACUAUCGAAAUUGUUAAAGAUGAGUGGAAGGUAUUUGAUUUUAAUGAGAAUUUGAUUAAAGGUUAUGAAAUUUUGAGGUGUUCACAACCAGAAGAUUCAUUUCCACUAUUAACACAUACUUUUGAUUCAGAUAAUAUUAAAGUUUGUCAGAUACAAAGUACUUGGGAUGACGUGAACAGCAUUGACGCCGCUGGAUUGUAUCCUUGCUCUCUGAAGAGCGACAUUGGAAUUUGA